GGCUGGGCCAGGAAGCUUGGGCGCGCGCAGCCAGCCCGGGCCUCGCCGGGGACCGAGGGAAGCAGGCAGCGUCUGCCCCCGCUCACCAUGGACGAGGGACGCGUCUCCAAGUUCCUGAAGAAACUCGGCUUCUCGGGCGGGGGCCGGGAGUACCAGGCGCUGGAGAAGGACGAGGAGGAAGCCUUGAUUGAUGAACAGAAUGAGCUGAAGGCCAUCGAAAAAGAGAAGAAGGUGACAGCCCUGCCCCCCAAGGAAGCGUGCAAAUGCCAUAUAGAGGAUUUGGCCAACGUGUUUUGUGUGGACUUACACACUGGGCUGUCGGAGUUCUCAGUGACGCAGCGCCGGCUGGUCCAUGGCUGGAAUGAGUUUGUUGCUGACACUACAGAACCUGUGUGGAAGAAAUACCUGGAUCAGUUUAAGAACCCCCUGAUCCUGCUGCUGCUGGGCUCUGCCCUGGUGAGUGUCGUUACCAGGGAGUACGAGGAUGCCGUCAGCAUCACCACGGCAGUGCUCAUUGUGGUCACUGUGGCCUUCAUCCAGGAGUACAGGUCGGAGAAAUCUCUGGAAGAGCUGACCAAGCUGGUUCCUCCAGAAUGUAACUGCCUAAGAGAAGGGAAGCUCCAGCAUCUGCUUGCUCGAGAACUGGUUCCUGGAGAUGUGGUAUCUCUCUCCAUCGGAGACCGGAUCCCUGCGGACAUCCGACUCACUGAGGUCACGGACCUGUUGGUGGAUGAAUCCAGUUUCACCGGGGAAGCCGAGCCAUGCAGUAAAACAGACAGCCCCUUGGCAGGCGGCGGGGACCUCACCACCCUGAGCAACAUUGUCUUCAUGGGGACCUUGGUGCAGUAUGGGAGGGGCCGGGGGGUCGUGAUUGGAACAGGGGAAAGCUCUCAAUUUGGAGAAGUGUUUAAGAUGAUGCAGGCUGAAGAGACACCUAAAACUCCUUUGCAGAAAAGCAUGGACAGGCUAGGAAAGCAACUGACACUCUUCUCCUUUGGCAUAAUCGGUCUCAUCAUGCUCAUUGGCUGGUUGCAAGGGAAACAGCUCCUCAGUAUGUUCACGAUUGGGGUCAGCCUGGCUGUGGCGGCCAUCCCAGAGGGUCUGCCCAUCGUCGUCAUGGUGACGCUGGUCCUCGGAGUGCUGCGGAUGGCCAAGAAGCGCGUCAUCGUGAAGAAGUUACCCAUCGUGGAGACUUUAGGUUGCUGCAGCGUUCUCUGUUCUGAUAAGACGGGAACUCUGACUGCCAAUGAAAUGACGGUGACCCAGCUUGUAACAUCGGAUGGGCUUCAUGCCGAGGUCAGUGGAGUUGGGUAUGAUGGCCAAGGGACUGUGUGUCUUCUACCAUCCAAGGAAGUAAUUAAGGAAUUUUCCAACGUCUCCGUGGGAAAAUUAGUGGAGGCGGGCUGUGUCGCCAACAACGCAGUCAUCAGAAAGAACGCUGUGAUGGGCCAGCCCACCGAGGGCGCCCUGAUGGCCCUGGCGAUGAAGAUGGAUUUAAGUGAUAUUAAAAAUUCAUAUGUAAGAAAAAAAGAGAUUCCAUUCAGUUCAGAGCAGAAGUGGAUGGCGGUGCAAUGCAGUCCGAAGACUGAGGAUCAGGAAGACAUUUACUUCAUGAAGGGGGCCUUGGAAGAGGUGAUUCGCUACUGCACAAUGUACAACAAUGGAGGCAUCCCCCUGCCGCUGACGCCCCAGCAGAGGUCAUUCUACCUGCAGGAAGAGAAGAGGAUGGGGUCGCUUGGUCUGCGAGUGCUGGCCCUGGCUUCUGGGCCCGAGCUGGGGCGGCUGACAUUUCUGGGUCUCGUGGGCAUCAUCGAUCCCCCGAGGGCUGGCGUGAAGGAAGCGGUUCAGGUUCUCUCCGAAUCAGGCGUGUCCGUGAAGAUGAUAACAGGAGAUGCUCUGGAGACGGCCUUGGCCAUAGGGAGAAACAUUGGCCUGGGAGACGGGAAGCUGCAAGCCAUGUCCGGGGAGGAGGUGGACGGCGUGGAGAAGGGCGAGCUGGCCGACCUCGUGGGGAAGGUGUCCGUGUUCUUCAGGACCAGCCCAAGGCACAAGCUGAAAAUCAUCAAGGCUCUGCAGGAGUUGGGGGCGAUUGUGGCCAUGACUGGGGAUGGCGUGAAUGAUGCAGUGGCCCUGAAGUCUGCAGACAUCGGGAUCGCCAUGGGGCAGACAGGGACGGACGUCAGCAAAGAGGCCGCCAACAUGAUCCUGGUGGAUGAUGACUUCUCAGCCAUCAUGAAUGCAGUGGAGGAAGGGAAGGGGAUUUUUUACAACAUCAAAAACUUUGUCCGAUUCCAGCUGAGCACGAGCAUCUCUGCCCUGAGUCUCAUCACUCUGUCCACCGUGUUCAACCUGCCCAGCCCUCUCAACGCCAUGCAGAUCCUGUGGAUCAACAUCAUCAUGGAUGGGCCCCCGGCACAGAGGAGUUCCCAGAAAACUGGAGUGGCUGGCACUGGAGUGAGCCUGAGGGUAGAAGGCAGAGGAGAAAGUACCUGGGCUGGCAGGAGCAGCCUGGGCGUAGAGCCCGUUGACAAAGACGCCCUCAGGCAGCCACCACGGAGCGUGGGGGACACCAUCCUCAGCAGAGCCCUCAUCCUGAAGAUCCUCAUGUCUGCGGCCAUCAUCAUCAGUGGGACCCUCUUUAUCUUCUGGAAGGAGAUGCCUGAAGACAGAGCGAGCACUCCCCGCACCACCACGAUGACAUUCACUUGUUUUGUGUUUUUCGAUCUCUUCAACGCAUUGACCUGCCGCUCUCAGACCAAGCUAAUAUUUGAGAUCGGCUUUCUCAGGAACCGCAUGUUCCUCUACUCCGUCCUUGGGUCCAUCCUGGGGCAGCUGGUGGUCAUUUACAUCCCCCCGCUGCAGAGGGUCUUCCAGACAGAGAACCUGGGAGCGCUUGAUCUGCUGUUUUUAACUGGAUUGGCCUCAUCCGUCUUCAUUUUGUCAGAGCUCCUCAAACUAGGAGAAAAAUACUGCUGCAGCACCGAGCGAGUCCAGACGCGCCACGAAGCUGUGUAGUGGACCUCCCUCCGUGGCAGCCUCUCUCAUCAUCUCGAUUUGUAUGUGACUGCGGCCCCUGCCGUGUCUACGAUUCAGGGGAGACUUUUAGGACCUGCAGCCUUCGGUCACUAGCUCGAUUUUUCCAACUGGGAAAGCUGCAGGAAUCUCGUGGUCUCGAGAGACCCAGGCCCACAACCAUCCAGCACUCCCGCUGGCUCUGGGACAGACAGGAGGGCCCUGUACAGAAACGUCACACUAUUUAUUAAAUCACAAUGAUUUUUAUUAACCGCGUCUAUCUACGUUAUCUGUGCCACAGCUUGCAGUGAGGCAGGCCACUCGUGACAGAUACACAAGGCUCCUGCCAGGCGGGGCAUAGGAUGGCCACACUCUGACCAUUGUCCUCCUGGAGGCCCCAUUUCCUCAUCAUAAAACAAGGGCUUUUUUAAUAAAGUGCUAAUUAUUCUUUUGAUGCA
Messenger RNA from Sapajus apella (tufted capuchin), 3470 nucleotides. RefSeq names its product ATPase secretory pathway Ca2+ transporting 2 (gene ATP2C2). The record is from RefSeq and is a predicted model, not a curated record. Bases 88 to 3015 code for a protein of 975 amino acids. Gene Ontology annotation, cellular component: endoplasmic reticulum; Golgi membrane; plasma membrane. The transcript has 28 exons. Gene Ontology annotation, molecular function: ATP binding; P-type calcium transporter activity; ATP hydrolysis activity. NCBI's taxonomy places the organism in Eukaryota, Metazoa, Chordata, Mammalia, Primates, Cebidae. Gene Ontology annotation, biological process: intracellular calcium ion homeostasis; calcium ion transmembrane transport; manganese ion transport.